Protopolystoma xenopodis is the source of this 369-nucleotide messenger RNA. Lineage: Eukaryota; Metazoa; Platyhelminthes; Monogenea; Polystomatidea; Polystomatidae. The record is from the annotation of a GenBank genome assembly.
AUGGUAAGACUCAUUGAUGAUGCCGACCACGAUGUCGGCAGUGGGAAUGUGGGUAAUCUUCCAUUCCGCCGAGUAUGUAAGCGUCUUGGAGCCGAUAUAACCUGUGGAGAAAUGGCUCUUGCAGCCAAUCUUUUACAGGGUCAGCAAAGUGAAUGGGCUCUGCUGCGACGUCACAGUUCUGAGAAUCUUUUUGGAGUUCAGGCUUAUACUUGUUCCUCUUGGUUGAUUCGAUGCUCCCUUCUCCACUUCUGUGUCUCCAUUGCGGCCCCAGAGUUUUCGGAAAUUAGCUUGAUGCCCCACUGCUCUGAACGAUCACCACGAAGAACGAGUCACCCACUUCAAUUUUUCAUAUCCGAUGGCUUAAGCUGA